AUGCAAUCUGUCAGCACUACACACAGGGGUAACUGGGAAAUGAAUGGUCGCCUGGUGACACCCUAUAAGUGAGGGCCGUACUGCUCUCUCUGCCUGGCUUCCAUGUCUGGCUGUUUCCGAAUGUGGGACCAUGUAGGCGGACUGUGUGAAAUUCCAAAGAACCCAUGCAGAAUGCAGCAACAUGGCCGCCUUAAUCUUACAUCCUGCAAAUGCGAGUGUGACCUGGGAUUCACCGGCCGCUUCUGUCAGGUAAGAUGCAGCAUGGAGUGUUUUCACGGCCGUUUCAAUGCUCCUGUGUGUGUGAUGUGAUGCUACGGUGGUGCUGAGUGCGCAGGUGAGCCCAGCUUUUCCCCUUUUCACAGUUGUGAUCUGAUAAUAGAUGAAACUUGCUUUAUGGUGUCUUCAGAAGCUGACAGCUACUAUGGGGCCAAAACUCGCUGCCAGGUGAGAAUAUAGGACUUGGGGGGAACUUUAGCUGAGAUUCACAGCCAGAAAGUUCAGGACCUCCUAGUGUUUUAUGUAAGUGAGCUGGAGGCGAGCAAUGAAGUCACCAACUUUGAAACGAGAAACUUCUGGAUAGGUUUGACAUAUAAGCCUCUUAGAGACUCAUUUUGCUGGGACACAGGAGAGUUCCUUCGAUUCAGCAGCUUUGCCUUUGGGCAACCUGACAACCAAGGUUUCGGAAACUGUGUUGAACUGCAGGCACUGAGCACUUUCAACUGGAAUGAUCAGCGCUGCAAAACCAGGAACCGAUACAUUUGCCAGCAUGAUGCAGAGCAGAUUGCACAGUGGGAGGAAUCCAGGUGACCUGUAUGCUUUCGGCUGAAUGGAUAAGUGUGGAUUAGAUCUACUAUGUAAAUACUGUGCAUAAUUGAAUGUUUUAUGAAGCAUUUGCUCUUAUUUUGUAAAGUCCACUUUUUGCUACUUGAAUUUCUACUUCAAUACUAAUUGAUAAAGGAUUAUCUUGUCGUACCAAUUAGAAAAGUCGCUGUUUAUUUGCUUUCUGCACUUUCAAAAUGGGCCUCUUCUCUUUUUUCAAAAAGUCUUCCUGCUUUUUGAUUGUACUCUUGCUCCAACAAACUUGUAGCAAAUGGUUGAAUUACCUGCUCAGCGUGUCGUAAAGUUCUGCAAAGGCCUGUUUAUGACCCUUAUAUAAUUAAAGGUGGAAGCCUGAAAAACAUAAAAUCUGUAAAAGUGGUAACAUUAAAGUAAGCAAUUAUGGAAAUUCUAUUAGCCUACUUCACGCUGUCAGACAGGUUCUACAUAAAGGACUUCUUGAUUCUGCAGGAUGUGUCGGUUUCUGACAUUUUAAGCUGAUGUGAGGGUUAUAACAUUGCCUAAUGUGUAACUUCCCCUGCCACCCUCUCUCCACGAAACUGGAGUGAGGGUUAGGGAGUUAGGGGUGCCGGUGGGAUUGUUUGCCCAGGGUGCCUAACAGGCUAGGACCGCCUCUGUUUGGAGGUCUGGUACAAAUGGGCCUGAAAAUUUAACCAAAAAUGUGAUUAACUGGUAGUUAAUUCAUGAUUCGACAUAAAGGCAAUUACAUAUAUUAUUUCUACUAAUGAAUAAAUGUAAUUUUUUUGUCUGUCUGGUUAUCGUUGUCCAAUAUUAAAACUUAGAUUUAAGAUUUUGGCAUUUCCACAGAAAAGAAGUAAGAACCAGAGGAAAUCUGGAAGCUUUUGCAUGGCAGUGAA
Messenger RNA from Xiphophorus maculatus (southern platyfish), 1694 nucleotides. RefSeq names its product C-type lectin domain family 18 member A-like. The record is from RefSeq and is a predicted model, not a curated record. Lineage: Eukaryota; Metazoa; Chordata; Actinopteri; Cyprinodontiformes; Poeciliidae.